This is a messenger RNA of Lineus longissimus, 1340 nucleotides long. Its product is annotated as lipid droplet-associated hydrolase-like. The record is from RefSeq and is a predicted model, not a curated record. The coding region runs from base 188 to 1126 and encodes 312 amino acids. Gene Ontology annotation, molecular function: lipase activity. Gene Ontology annotation, cellular component: lipid droplet. The transcript is spliced from 4 exons. Lineage: Eukaryota; Metazoa; Nemertea; Pilidiophora; Heteronemertea; Lineidae. Gene Ontology annotation, biological process: lipid storage.
UGAUCUUUGGAACUGAAAUUUUCGAUUCUUCACCUAAAACAUCAAUUAUCCACUCAUGUGAGAGUUAAAUUUUCAUAAAUUAAGUUGCAAAAAUUAUAACACAUAUCUAAGAUUUGAAAGACCAAAACAUCAUAUUAUGCCUUGGGUUUGUGUUCUUUUCUGCAGUGAAAAUUUGUGACAAGUUGCCAUGGAGACAGAGGAGAUUGAGACGAGAUCCGAGUUUGCGUUUGUGUGUGGCGUCCCAACCCAUGUCUUGAAGUAUGGACAACUCGGAGACAAUGAUACAUUGAUCCUCGUCAUACCUGGUAACCCAGGCAUCAUAGGUUUCUACGAGUUGUUCAUGGACACCCUCAACCAACUCAGCGACUACUCAAUCCCAGUUUGGGGGGUGUCACAUGCUGGUCAUGUGACUGUUCCUCCACACAUAACAUACUCAGAGCCUCCUUUUGAUAUCUACACGCUCAAAGGCCAGAUUCACCACAAGGUCGAGUUCAUCCGUCGCUACAUUCCGUCAACAACCAAGCUCAUUAUCAUAUCACAUUCCAUUGGUGGAUAUAUAUCAUUGGAAAUAAUGAAACGGCUUCCUGAGCGAACCUUCCUCAAAUCGAUCUUACUCUUCCCGACAAUCGAACGAAUGGCCGAGAGUCCUCACGGGCAGAUUGCGACGCCGUUACUGAAAUAUCUUCGCUGGUUUGCGUUUCUAAUCGUUCUACUUCUGUCAUAUUUGUCCCCGAUAUUAAAAUAUCGCAUGAUUACCUAUUACUUCCAAGGACGCCGAAUAGCAGAGUGUGCAUUUAAUGCUGCGAUGAAUUUAUUUGAUCCUGUGUGCACAUCAAACUGUAUGUAUAUGGCAAUGACUGAAAUGGCUGAUGUAAAGGAACCAGACUUGGCCACUAUUGAAACAAAUAUGUCCAAGUUAACUUUCUAUUAUGGUACAAUCGACCACUGGUGUCCGAUCAGUUAUUAUCAGGAUAUGCAGAAAGUCUUCCCGAAUGCAGACCUACAUUUGUGUGAGCAUGGCUUUGAACAUGCUUACGUUCUGGAGAGCAGCGUCGAGAUGGCGACCAUCGUAUGGGGGAUGGUCAGGAAGGUUGUACGACAAGCAGAGAAGAAAAGGAUUGGCUAGUCGGUGAUGUAGGAUACAAAGGAUUCAAUGCCUCGAGGGGGGGGGGGAUUAGUGUACCUGUCGUAUUCAAUGUGAUCAUUUUUGCUAUUGAACAACAUGAAAAUCUAUUAUGUGCAUUUUCAAAAUCGUCUUCAUUGUUUAAGUCAGAUUGUGGUGUACAUGUGUAAUGAUUAUGAUGCAAGAAAAUUAAAACAACAAAUAGUUGUUUGGAUAA